Messenger RNA from Dunckerocampus dactyliophorus (ringed pipefish), 4911 nucleotides. RefSeq names its product aldehyde dehydrogenase 8 family, member A1 (gene aldh8a1). NCBI's taxonomy places the organism in Eukaryota, Metazoa, Chordata, Actinopteri, Syngnathiformes, Syngnathidae. The transcript has 9 exons. Gene Ontology annotation, molecular function: retinal dehydrogenase (NAD+) activity. Gene Ontology annotation, biological process: retinoic acid metabolic process. The coding region runs from base 131 to 1591 and encodes 486 amino acids. The record is from RefSeq and is a predicted model, not a curated record.
CACAAGAGGGCAGUGUUGUGUCCUGAAAGACUUUUAGAAGCUUUUUGGACCCAACAAAGGUGGGAUAACAUAACACACACGGUACAAGAGUCAAACAGGAAGUAGUAAAGUGGGAGCCAAGCAAAGAAACAUGGAGGAGAACACAUUCCUGGUCCUGGAGAACUUCAUCGGAGGAAAGUUUGUCCCCUGCCCGGCUCACGUUGACUCGUACGACCCGUCCACAGGCCAGGUGUACUGCAAAGUGCCGGACAGCGGCGGGGAAGAGGUGGAGGCGGCGGUGCAGGCGGCCAAGGAGGCCUUCCCGGGCUGGUCCGCUCGCAGUCCAGAGCAGAGAGCUCAGGUCCUCAACAAGCUGGCCGACCUGAUCGAGGCCCAUCUGGAGGAGUUUGCUCAGGCCGAGUCCAGAGACCAAGGUAAAACCGUGACAUUUGCACGCACUGUGGACAUUCCUCGGUCGGCGUACAACUUCCGCUUCUUUGCAUCGUCCGUGCUCCACCACACCACCGACUGCAGCCAGAUGGACCACACGGGCUGCCUCAACUAUACUGUACGCUGCCCCGUGGGAGUGGCUGGUCUGAUCAGCCCCUGGAAUCUUCCGCUGUACCUCCUGACCUGGAAGAUUGCACCCGCCAUCGCUGUGGGCAACACGGUGGUCGCCAAACCCAGCGAGAUGACCUCAGUGACUGCCUGGAUGAUGUGCAAGCUGGUGCAGCAGGCUGGUGUUCCUCCAGGUGUGGUCAACAUCGUGUUUGGAGUGGGCCCUCGUGCAGGCGACGCCCUGGUAGGCCACCCAGACGUCCCCUUGAUCUCCUUCACGGGAUCUACCGCCACAGCCCGGCACAUCACGGAGCGCAGCGCCCCCUACUGUAAGAAGCUGUCGCUGGAGCUCGGCGGCAAAAAUCCCGCCCUCAUCUUUGCCGACGCGGACCUGGACCAGUGCAUCCAGACCACGGUCCGCUCCAGCUUCUCCAACCAGGGAGAAAUCUGCCUGUGCACCAGCAGGAUUUACGUGGAGAAGAGCGUUUACUCCACCUUCUUAGAGAAGUUUGUGGCGGCCACCAGGAAGUGGAAGACCGGCGUGCCCUCUGACCCCGGUAACAACAACGGAGCUCUCAUCAGCAAAGAGCACCUGGAGAAGGUUCGUAGCUUUGUCGCUCUGGCUAAAUCGGAAGGCGCCACUGUGCACUGUGGCGAAGGCAUCGACUACCCGGACCUCCCUGAGCGCAACAUCAAGGGCUACUUCAUGGCCGCCACCGUCAUCUCGGGCGUCUCCGACAGCUCCAGCGUCAUGCAGGAGGAGAUCUUCGGCCCCGUCGCUUGUGUCAGCCCCUUCGAUGGCGAGGACCAGGCAGUCGCCAAGGCCAACGGGGUGCGCUACGGGCUGGCAGCCACAGUAUGGUCCCGGGACGUGGGGAAGGUCCAUCGGGUGGCCAGGAGGCUUCAGGCUGGCCUGGUGUGGACCAACUGCUGGCUGGUGAGAGAUCUCAACCUGCCCUUUGGCGGGAUGAAGAACUCUGGCGUUGGCAGGGAAGGAGGGAGGGAUUCCUACCACUUCUUCACAGAGGUGAAGACCGUCACCAUCAAGCAUUGAUGCGAGGACGAGCAGAGAGGCUCCCCAAAUAUGGUAUGGUAGGCGUGGCUCCGCACCCACGCGUAAGAGUCAUGCUCCUCCCCCGUUUCCAUCAACUUUGACAGACGCGACUUCUGAAUAAGGUAACAAAAAAAGUCAUAGAAACGCAUUUCCGGAAGCUGUAGUACACUUCUUCGCCACUGUGGGGCGUCAUUACCAUCCUUGCUCACACGCACACGGCGUGUUAUGUCAUAGUCAGGAUGCCAUCACUGUCUGACAAGAUGUCAAUAAAACUUUAAUGAGAGCUGCUGUAAGCAAAAACGUGGCCCCACUUGCUUAUUAAUUUAUGAUUUUAACAGGCAAGGAGUCCACUUUUAUAGUUUAUCAUCUGCACACUUUGAGCCUUCUCACUCGUCCUUAUGCUUGUAGCCUUGGUUGAAGUCCAUGUUUGUCCCCAGACCAUGUCCUUUUUGGGUAUUAAAACAGGAGGAAACAAAAAUGUCAUGAAAAUGUUGAUCAAUAUCAGCCAAUCAUAGCUGAUCUUUAUUAUCCUUGCUAAAAUAAAGUAAUCCAGGAUGUAAGAAUGGUAUAAUGUGCGUAUAUACUGUAGGUCAGGGGUCACCAACGUUUUUCCUUGUGAGAGCUACUUUUACAAAAUGAAAAUGGCCAAGAGCUACUCAUUUUUGUAACAUUUAUUUUUGUAUUGUAUUUGUAUUUGUACUUUAUUUGUCCCACAGCAGGGAAAUUGACUUGUUACAGCAGCAAGCAAGAUACACAAGUAAAGAAUACAUAGUGACUACAACAUGGUUCAGGUGGUGCAGGUGUUGUAGAGCCUGACAGCGGUCGGUAUGAAGGACCUGCGGAACCUCUCCUUCUUACACCGUGGGUGUAACAGUCUGCUGCUGAAGGAGCUGCUAAGGGAACCCACAGUGUCAUGUAGCGGGUGAGAGGUGUUGUCCAUGAUGGAUGUCAGCUUAGCCAACAUCCUUCUCUCCCCCACUUCCUCCACGGAGUCCAGAGGACCGUCCAGGACAGAGCUCGCUCUCCUGAUCAGUGUAUUGAUCCUGCUCCUGUCCCUGUUCGUGCUGCCCCCUCUCCAGCAGCCCACAGCAUAGAAGAUGGCUGAGGCCACCACAGAGUCAUAAAAGGUCUGUAAGAGAGAUUGAUGCAAACUGAAGAAGUGCGGCCAAACACGUCCCCCAACACCCUCCUAAAUGCUUGCACACUCGACACGUUGAGGGCACACACACACACACACACGCACACACACACACACUCAUACAGUUUGACACAAACCUCAUCGCAUGAGCUUGGGAUGGCGACACAUCCCACACGUAGGCUUCCAAAGCCAGCAUGUACAUCACCGAUGCAACACACACACACACUCACACAGUGAUGAACAUACCCGCACAUCCACCCACGUCUGACAUUUCGUACUGUCACAUGUUUGACUUCUUGAAAAUUCAGAAUAUAAAAAAAAACAAAAAAAGUGAGAAAAAUGUGACGGAGGAUGAUUCCAAACUAGAGCUGCAACAAUUCAUCCAUUAAUCAAUAGUUAAUCCAUGAAUCGGCAACUAUUUUGGUCAUGGAUUAAUCGUUGAUUGAUUGAAAUAUGUAAAUACCCUCUGAUUUCAGCCUCUCAAAUGUGAAUGUUUUUCAAUCAUCCAUGAAAGCAGAGCUAUUAUCUUUGUGUUUUAGGCAAACAGGAUAUUCACACACGUCAGCUUUGGCUUUGGAAAACAGCGAUGGGCAUUUUUUCCUCUUUCCUGAGAUGUUUCGGGCCCAACCGCUAACUGUAGGUGUUUGCUUCAUAUUCAUUUGGUCCAUCUACAGCAGGGGUCACCAACGUGGUGCCCACGGGCACCAGGUAGCCCCCACGACCACAUGAGGUGCCCGCAAGCCUGCUUUUCAUUCAGGUGUUCAGUUAAUAAUGAAAGAACAGUAGAAAGAAAUGCAUUGUGAAAUACAACAUGUGAGUUGUGGACACCAGCAUUUUGUUCAUGUUCUGGUAAAACAAGCAUAUUCACUUUGUUUGGCUUUAAAAUAAGCUCUGAAAAGAAAUGUUACAAAAAUGAGUAGCUCUUGGCUCUCAAAAGGAAAAACGUUGGUGACCCCUGAUCUACGGCCUAACCUAGCCCGUUACGCCAUUCAACCAAACAACAAGCGUCACAUUCACCUGCUAAGAGGAUGGUCCUGUGUGUAUAUUUGUGUAUGUUGAUUGCUUCACUGAAGCUGUUUGACAAACAUUUACAUUUUGUAUUAUUAUAGUAUUUAUAAUAUUUGGAAUAUAAUAAUAUAAUAUAAUAUUCAAGUGGCAUCCUCGUGUUUGGGGGGACAAAAAAAAAAGAGAGACAAGGACAACAGCAGCAACAACAAUUGUGACAACAAGAACAGAACAACAGAAACAUACAGAACGACAUCAGCAAAUAAAUGUCUGUGACAACUAUAAAGAUGAACAAGGACUUAAGGACAAAGGACAAAACAAUAUCAACAACCACAAUGACAAUGCUGUCAAUGACAAUCACACAUAAUAGUAGUCAUGAAAUGAUGAACUAUGAUAGUGAUCACAAUGACAAUACUGCAUUGAAACAGUCACACAUAAUAGUAGUAAUGAAAUGAUUAUCUAUGAUAGUGAUCACAAUGAUAAUACUGCAUUGAAACAGUCACACAUAAUAGUAGUCAUGAAAUGAUGAACUAUGAUAGUGAUCACAAUAACUGUAAUGCACAUCAUUGUAAAAAAAAAACUAUAAUCAUACUACUGAUAUCACCGUCGCUGUAAUAAAACCAACAACAUAAUAACACCCUGGAUAACUCAGUGAGUAAUGUGGGGAAGUACCUAUGUACUGUGAGUGUGCAUAUGUACGUGUGUACAGGUAUCUCUGUAUGUGGGGAAGACUUCAUAUAUAUAAAGGUGCAAGAAUGUGUGGGCGUGUAAUUGUCACUGAGAAUGCAUGAAAAGAAAGGGGCCGCCCUCCACCUCCCAGAGAGCCCCGCCCCAAAUAGCCAGGCCGAGCCCCCACCACCAGAAGGCCACCAGGCCCACAGGGGCAGGCAGCACAAAGAUCAGUGCCCCAAGCGCCAGCCAGAGAGCCCUCCCCCCAGGGAAGACCAGCAAGGGGCCGAAGAGAGGUAAUCCCAGCCAAGGACAGGGCGCCGGCGGGCCGGAGGACAGCCAACCCCUGAGACCAGCGAGAGAUCACACCCCACAAAGGCAGACGAGUACAGGGGGCCACAAACCGGCAGGCCCGCCCGACACCCGACACAGGGAUGCAGGAGGCACACCCUCCACCCACCCGGCGAAGGCAUGGGCGGCAGAGAUGUAUCACCCAGCACCCGACCCC